Messenger RNA from Paramecium pentaurelia, 1920 nucleotides. The record is from the annotation of a GenBank genome assembly. NCBI's taxonomy places the organism in Eukaryota, Ciliophora, Oligohymenophorea, Peniculida, Parameciidae.
AUGAAUCCUAUUUUAUAACCUCCUAGAUAUCUAAAAUAAAUUGCUCCUUCCCAAUUUAGAAGUUUAAAUUAAUUAAAUAUCCGUCAUGAAGAAAUUGAAGAAAAAGGAUUUAUGACAAAAUAUGUUUAAAUCUUAAAAAAGAAUGCGAAUGGAUAAGUUAUAACUACAGCAAAAAUUGUUAAUAUUUUGAAAUUGCAUUAGUUAUUGAGAAAUUAAGAACAACUUGAAACCCUGAAAAAAUAUUUUGAAGAUCACUUUCCAUAUAUUGGGUAAAAUAAAAUCAAAUAAAAUAUAGUAAAUUUAAGGAUAAACUUGAUGGUAAUAAAUGUUUGGACAUUUUUAGAUUUAUGACGGUUGAAAAAUAUAAAGCACUUAAUAUUAUUUUUCGUUAAGGAGAACCAGGAAGAAAAAUGUAUUUUUUAUUAUCAGGGGAAGUAGGAAUAUUUGUUCCAAAAUCAAAUCAAAGUUAAGAAAUCUAAAACUUGAUUUGCCAGUAAUUAAUAAAUAAUAUAUUUAAGUGAUUUUAAAGACAUUCAAGAAAUUCAGUUUUAAGAGUUUAGAUUAGUUGCUAUUAAGAAAUUUGGAGAUGUCUUUGGAGAAAUUGCUAUUGAAUAAAGAGUCACUAGAACUGCAACUGUAAUAGCUAAAACUGAUGUUUUUGUGGCAUAAUUAUCAUAUGAAAUGUAUUAAGAUGUAAUUGGAAAACAUUAGAAUGAAUUAACUGCUUAAAAGCUUUAAUUUAUUAAUACUAUACCACUUUUUUAAGAUUGGGAAUAAAAACAAAAAUUAAUAGCCUUAUCUAGCUUUGAAUAGAAUACAAUUACAUGUGGAUAAAGUAUUUUCUAAACUGGAUAUUUAGAUGAAUAUAUUUAUUUAGUAGUAAGUGGAGAAGUUGAGAUAAUUAAAUUUAAUAAGGUUUAAUCAAGUUUGUCUUAAAAUUAAAUAAAAAAGAUAUAAAUUAUAGCCAUAAUUAAUUCUGGAUAAUUUUUUGGUGAUUAUGAACAUAUAAAUAAUAUUCCUAAUAGAAUUACUUCUGCUAAAGCUAGAAUGGAAACCGUAUAUUAUAAAAUUAAGUAUAAUCUCUUUAUAGAUCUUUUAGAGAUGUAUUCAAAUGUAGAAGAAUAUAAAAAAGCUUAAAUGAUUAAAUUUAAUAUAUAAUAGUCUUUAGUUAAUAAUGGAUAAAAUUGGUAAAGUGAAAAUUAAGAUGAAUAACUUUCAUUGAAUAUAGAUCUAAGUCAAUUAAAAAAUAAUUAUUUCAAAAAUUAGAAAAUAGAAAGACUAAAAAACUAAUUAAAAAAAUAGAUUUUUAAAACUGAUGAUUAAAUUAAAAAAGAUUAUUUUAAAGAACAACUAAAAACUGUAAGUUAAUCUUUAAGUGUAUUCGAAACUAUUUAACUAAAAAAAUACUCUAAUUUAAUACCUCAUAAGCAUGAUUUUUUUGUUAAUGAAUAAAAUUGUAUUUCAUCACCUAAUCAUACUCGUUCAUAAAAGUUUUUUAGUAAGGUUUUUGAAUAAAAUUAAGAAUAAAAAGAAAAGAAAAAGUAAAUUACCAAUAAAUUUAUAGAUAAUCAAAUUAAAUAUCAUUUGAAUAAGAAAUUUAAAGGAAUGUCUAGAAAACAUACUAAAAGUUAUAAUGUUAAAUUAGAAUAAUCAGAUUCAAUAUCAUAUUCAAAAAUUAUUUAAAGCAAAGUUGCUAAACUUAAUCUAACUAAAUCUUAUGAAAAGAUGUAAAGAGCAACAUCUGAAAAUGCUUUCAAUCAAGAAGAACGAACUCCUCAUACUCAUUUAUCUCUUCAUAUUCGAUCCUAUCAUAAAGAAAAUCUUACUACUAAUAGGUCAAUUUUAUUUAGAACAAAUAGAUUAUCAUCUAAAAAACCAGACACAAAAGAGUUCAAAUUUUAGAAAAUGAUUUAAUUUUGA